CGGCGCGCGGCCUCGCGCCUGGAGAGGCGUGUGCGGGGCGGGACCCGGAGUACCCGCGUUUUUUCCCUAGUAAAGGAAGGAGAAGUUUGUCCGCGGGGGAAAGGAAAGCGGGAGCUGUCGAUUCUCCCCCUUGGCACCGCCGUGCCCGUGGUCCAAAGGGCCGCUUUGAAGCGGUUACCUCCAGGGCCCGGUUGGGGCGUGCGACCCCUCGCCUUUGUCCUUUCAGAGCACGGAGCCCCCGCGGGGUAACGUGGCGUGGGACCCGCCGAUCCGCUCCGUGUGUGUCCCUCAGCAUCCCCGGGUGCAGCCUUGCCUUCCGCUGACGCUGCCACACGAGGCGGGUUCCUGGCGCAGGUCUCUGAACAAAAUGAAUUUCAUUACAAGGCUUUCUGCUUUGUGUCUGAGGAAGAGCAAGAUGCAACAGAGGCACCAAAGUAGCAGACGACCAGCUGUUCCACUUGGAUCACGGAUUUUAACUGAUCCUUCUAAAGUUUUUGAGCAUAACAUGUGGGACCACAUGCAGUGGUCACAAGAAGAGGAGGAGAAUGCCAAGGAAAAAGCAGCAGAGAACUCGCUUGUGAAAGUCCAACCAGAAGACCAAGAUAAAUAUGAGAGAGAAGCCAGUAAAUAUUGGAAUGAAUUUUACAAGACUCAUAAAAAUAACUUUUUCAAGGAUCGGAAUUGGCUGUUUCUGGAGUUUCCAGAAAUUCUUCCAGAAAGAAAGAGAGAAGAGUUGAAAUCAGAAGAAAGAUCUUCAGAAAACACAAAAGUUAAUAGUACAAAGAGUUUUUCACACAAAAAAGAGAUUUUUGAGGAAGGAGAAAAAUAUUGCAGGAAAAAUUAUGAAGGUGGUUCUACUUCUGUUCAAGGAAAUGCAUAUAAUAAAAAACAAGCAAAAUCCCUUACUGACAAUCCGCACGGUGCAAACUGUGGAGAAGAGCUUGGCAGUAUAGAAUCCUUCCCUGGGAGUGGUGCCACUUAUAGAAUACUAGAGGUUGGUUGUGGUGCUGGAAACAGUGUCUUUCCUAUUUUGAAAGUUCUGUGCAAUACACCUGGAACCUUUCUAUACUGUUGUGAUUUUGCUUCAGGAGCAGUGGAGCUGGUAAAGUCACAUUCGUCCUACAAUUCAGCCUGGUGUUCUGCCUUUGUUCAUGAUGUGUGUGAUGAUGCUUUACCCUAUCCUUUUCCAGAUGAGAUCCUGGAUGUCAUUUUACUUGUCUUUGUGCUCUCUACUAUUCAUCCUGACAGGAUGCAAGGGGUUGUAAAUAGGUUGGCUAAACUACUGAAACCUGGAGGAAUGUUGUUAUUUCGAGACUAUGGAAGAUAUGAUAGAGCCCAACUUCGUUUUAAAAAAGGUCAUUGCUUGUCAGAAAAUUUUUAUGUACGAGGAGAUGGAACCAGAGUGUACUUCUUUACCAAAGAUGAGGUAUGGAACAUGUUCAACUUGGCUGGAUUAACUGAAGUACAGAAUUUAGUUGAUCGACGAUUACAAGUAAACAGGAAGAAAAAAGUGAAAAUGCAGCGAGUUUGGAUACAAAGCAAGUUCCAAAAACCAUUGUCAUGCUCUCUGAAUAAUCCUGAAAAAACACCGAAAGGCACCCUUACAGAUAAUGGUACCAUGAACUCCAGAAACUGAAGCAAAUUUGAGUAUGUAUAUUUCCUAUAAAUCUUGUGUUAGCCACUGAGGAAGAAAUAUAUAUGAAUUGUAUUCCUGAAGAAGAAAUAUAUUGAACUGGAAACCUUUCCUGGAUUUUUUUUUUUUUUUUGUAAAUAUACGUGUAUGAAAAUGAACUGGAAAAAAAGAAAAAAGCAUUUCUGACUUUUGCUUUACAUGCAAUAAAGGAGUAUGCAUUAAUCUAUUUAUAACAGUGACCAGGCACUAUUUUACUUCCUUGAGUAGGAAUAGUCAGUAAGUGUAAUCAUGUAUCUUGUUCCUGUUGAAAUUCACAAUAUGUAAAAAAUUUUAGACUGAAGCAUAAUUUUUUCAGAGAUAUAAAGAAACAGAAUAUCUGCUCUCACUAUCACUGCAAGCUGUGCCAUUUUAGUUUCUGAGUCUUGUCUCUUUUAACCACUGUUUAUCUUUGUAACUGUAUUUCCUCUUUGGGUGAAAUCUCUUGGCGCAUAAAUAAUGAAGACAGUCUCUUUGUGAUUUGCAUGUAAGUUGUUGUUUGCUACUAGCUGUGUCUGACGUGCAUAGGUAUCAGAUCAGUAAAUGACUGGCAUCCCCCACUGUGAUUGUCCUGAUCCUCUGAGUCUCCACUUUCCAUCUACAUGUUCAUCAGAAACAUGCCAAACUUUGAGUUUCUGUAGCAGCUUCGAGACACAUACAUCGUAUUUAAAGUGCCUUAGGUUGUAAGCUUAACAUCAUGUAGCCAAAAUGCCAAAACAGUUUUGAAACCAAUUAGUUGUUAACAUUUGCCUGGAUAAAUACACACAUUAUUUUUAUUCUGUAUCAGAUACUCCGGAGGGAGGAGUAAAAAGAGUACAGAGUACAUUUCAUUAAUAUAGUUAUGGGGUAAUAUAUUCACACUAAAAUGGCAAUCUGCAUGACAGCGGAGAUAUUUUUGUUGUUUACAGACAGAGGUUUUCUUAGAGCCUGGGUCUUAGCAAAAUACACAAAAGGUUUUGUCUUGACCCUGUGGAAAGACAGUAAAAGGACAAGACUAUGCUAGUCUGCGAAGUGCUUUUAAGAGGAAACCAAAAUGCAAACACUGGUUUUGGAUGCAGACCACUAUACUGAGGCUGUUGAGCUAGUAUUCAAAGAUGCCACUUCUGCUAUUUAAGUGUCAUUUUACAAUCGGUUAGCUGCAAGGAUUACAAAGCAAGAAAUAGGUGAAUGAAUAAAAUAAAUCUCUUACUUCAACAAGGAUAUAGAAUGUAUGUUAUCUAUAACAUGCAUGCAGGUUUAAGUGCUGUUAAUAUAGUGACACACUCAGAGGCUCUUUUCUUGCUUUUGUUUUAGUCUGAAGGGUAAGCAUGUCACAGCUGACAACCCAUUUUUUUGUGAGUUGUUAGCUGGUAAGUUAAGAAAACUGAUUGUCUUCUAUAAAAAAUAAACAAAUUACCUAAAUUUAGAUGCUAAGUAUCUUCAUCCCCUUUGACAAGAUGAGAGACCUGCUUCAUUUCCAUAAACCCAGAUCUGUUUCAAGACUGAGGUACAAUAAAGGGUCUUUGAGUGUGAGAUCUGAUCCUGCAUUUCUGGUGUGUUCUAAACUCCCACUAGAGUAAGAUACUGUUUUAUUAAUUAAGUGGCUUAGGAAGCUCUGGUUAGCAGUGGCAUUAUUGUAACUUGCAAUAAAAACUCUUCUGCUAUAAAUCAAAGGUCAAAACAUAGCUGUGUUUCUUCAGGCCCUAAAUUUUAAGAAACUGUAACAUCUGCGUGGGAAACGUUUACUUAGGUUGCUACCCUGUGCUAUUAAUUGUGACUUCUGAGUAUAGCUCUUCGUCUAGUACAAAGCAUUUUCAGUUGUAGAAUUUUCCAGAGGGGUGUGAUGGUGAUGAUAGGCUUUUGAGCAUCGAGCAGUCUUAUUCAUGUGUGUGAUGUAGAUUUUCCAUGUUUGCUUUGGCUCUCACACUGAUAUGUUGACUCUGGCAAGAUUUUAAUAUGCUGUGUUGUUAGUUUAACAAAAAUGUGACAUCAGAAGAAACCAAACCCAGAAUUCUUGUACAGCCUUGAGCAAAAUUGGCUGUUUCUUUUCCACACCUUGCAGCAUAAAUAUUGGCUGCCUCUUUAAGAAUAAUGGUGCCUGGUUUAGAAGUAAUAAGAUCAGCUACUGUUUGUAAGUGUAGAAUAUCCACUGUAAAGUGAACUGUAACUAGUCUGAACAGCUAUAAGAUUGGUAGAAGGGGAAAUAGACAAAGACAUUGUUCCUGAUAAGAACUUUUGGAUCUGGGUAAGACUUUCUGUAUUUUGGCUUUGUGACAUUUCAGUUUUUAGAAAGCUUAAUCAAGGACGUUUUUAAAAUACCUUCAAAUUAUCUGUAUUAGUUGGGAAAGCUAAUAUUCCAAUAUUGGCAAAAGAAAGGCAAGUAGAAGUACUGAAAGAAAAGAGAUGCAGACAACUAUAUUGGAGAUGCAGUUUAAGAUGGCUUAUACUUAAUUGAUUGCUGGGGGAAGAAAAGAUAUUAUAAAGCGUGCCUAGUAUAGAAAAAAUCUCUAAGUUUCACUUUUGAAAUGUGAAAUUAUUUUAAUUAGCUCUGAAAUAUCUAAUAAUAUCAAUUAAUAGAAAUAAACAUUAUAUAAAUACUGAACAUUUCAAUUGCUAAUUGCAACUGAUUUUGUUGUUUGUUUUUUUUUUUUGUUUAACAUGACUUCCUAUGCUGGUAUAGCACUUGUGAAUGUAUAAAAAUGGUGAUGUAGAGAAAGGUAAUCUUGUUAGAAUUGAGCUUUGCCUUCACUGGCUUUGUUUGGCUUUAUCCAUAGUGUGUACUUUUUGCCCGUCUCCACCGGUACUAUACACUUAUGUAUAGGAACACAUGAGAAUGGUACUUACUGUUUUGGCCCUUGCUUUUAGUUUUUAAGCAAGUAAAAGACAGAUACAAAGUCAAGAAAGUGACCAACCUCUUUUCCUACACUAAUCGUGAAGUGCCUAGUCAAAAACAAUUAACUGAUAUCGAAAAUGUUGGUUUUUUUUUUUUUUCCCCCUUGGUAACAGCAAGUGCUUGUGCCCUAUCUACAAAUCCACUGCAACCGAAAUGCAGGGAAGAUGGGGAGACAUCAGGAACUCUAGUGGGACUAGGGAAAAGUUUCUUGUAUUGGAAACUGCCGUUUCUGGUUUGUCUUUUGCUUGCAACAGCUAAUCUGCAGAUUCUGCUAUUUAAUAAACUGACUAAAAAUUUGUAGCAAAUCAUCCUGAAAUUUGUAUUAGACACCACUGGAAAUCACUGGAGACAAACUUUGCUACUUCAUUUUUAUUUACGGUGUGAUCUUUAUUCACUGCUUCGCUGUGCUCUUUGAUCUGUUGACAUAUCCCUCAUUUCCCUUUUUUCCUGUGCAUAGCAGACAUGAAGUGGUUUCCACAGGAGUUAAAUACACAAACAUUUGCAGUAAAGUUUGCUGGCUGGGUUAUUUCUGUGAUCAAAGCAAGAGAGUUUUAUUUCCUUCUGUACAGAACAAAUAGCUUUUUGUUUUUCUGUGAAUGCAAUGAAUUGUGUAGAUGCUAAAUUAAUAUAGUGAUAUUGCUAUAUUUUUUAUUAUUUUAAGCCAAAUAUACCUUUGAGUAUCUUGUUUGUACUUGCAGUGAUAAUGGUAGACAGAUCAUACAUAAGCUAUUUCUCCUUCAUACAUCAUCUUCAUAAUGGGUGGUUAAACAUAGCUGUUGUUAAUAAUACAGGUCACUUUGCCUUUCAGUAUGUAUAAACUUUACUCUGUGUUUGAGACAGAUUGGACAUGAGCAGUUUUUUUCAUCGGUUAUGUGCCAGUUGCCCUCCUCUUGAGAAUCAGCCAGAAAUUGGACAAGCCUAAGUCUGCUACAGGCAUUAAAGUUAAUAUAGUCAGUAAGAACUACACAGGUUGCCAUGAGCAUCUGAGCAGGUUCUUUGUCAUGUCUGGACUGGGCUUUGAGCUGAGAAGGGAACUUCUGUGUCCAGUGACUGUCCUCCAUGCUUUGCUAGUACCAAGCAACUACAAGAAGAACUUGCCUGAUUUGGAAACCAGAGCCAUACAGGCAGGAGGGGAGGAAGGUGAAGAUGCAGCUCAAAGGCAGACAAGUGACAGAGUGAGUGUUUCCUCUGGGAACUGAGGUAAGAAAGAAGCAUGGGUGGACUGACAAAACGAUAAGAAUGAGAUGCAUAUCUGACCAGGGAACUGCGGAAGAGAACACCAUGAGCACCCUAUAGGGAGGAGAUGUAUUAAUGGGAAACAAUGUAGCAGGGUGAGUACAUUGGGCCUAGGAAUGAGUAAAAUGAAAUAGAGGAGGCAAGAGGAAAAAGGAGAUUGGUCUGUCACAGAAAUAGGGUGAAACCUGGGUAAACAAAGAAACUGGGGUGAGUAUUGGAGGUAGAAAGACCUACCUUCGAAGUCUUUUUCUCCCAAGUGGUACUUGGGAGAAAAUCAUAGUGUAAUAUUGUAAGCUUUGUCUUUUAUCCAUAUGUGCAUAGUGUAGUUCAAUUUAUUACAAAGAUGGAAUGUUUCAUUUUUUUUACCUCAUACGAGCUAUACACGUGUGUUUGCAACAGUGCAGGCAGGUUUAUGAUACACCUGCUUUUGCUUUUUCCUUAGGGAAUAAUGUUUUUAACUUCUUUCAAGUAGAAUUCUCUAGUGACAGAAGGUGCAUUCCUAACCUCCUGGGAAGCAAAUACAAAAGAAUAACAGAAGUGUCUGCGUCCUGAUAGUGUUCACUAAGGUAGGACAAUUGCAUUUACUCCAUAUGUUCUGAUGUCCCAUUUAAAUCAAGACCACAUCCGCUGAUUAUCACCUCGAAGUGCCUUCCAAUCUCAGUGUCUGUUAUACUUGCAUCUGCUCAACAGACCUUAAAUGAAUUUGUAUAAACUAGAAAUACAAUUUAAAAGGAAAAUAGCAGAAUGAUCUUUAGGUUUUAGCUGGGAUUACAACAGUCUAGAGAAGGAAUAUGUUUAUUAUUUUAAAAUACCCUCAUGGUUGCAGGGGGACACUCACCCAAGAGGCUGAAAAUUUAGAUUCUUUGAGGUAUGAUGUACAUCAUCAAGAAUAUGAAACCUAAUGUUAGCUUAAUAUUAGCCAAAGGUAUUUUGUCAAUUGUUACUGUGAAAAAGAAGUUACAAACAAGACAGUCCUAUUUUCAGAGGAUGUUCUAUUGAUCAAGUUGCUACAGUUUUGAAGGAAACAUGAAGGAUAAAUAAAGCAAGUGAAUUAAUGACAGCUAAAACCCACUGAUGACAUAUACAAGUUAAUAAAUUCUCAAAGAGUCAUCUGAGUAUUCCUGUGUAUUGAGUUAAUUAAAAACAUAGAUGUAUUGGUAUAUGCUGCUAGUUAUAAAAACAAUCAGAAUGUCCCAGAGAAAUGAAAAAUGUUCAUGUAAAAUCAAAGAAUCGUAGAAGUUCUUGAGUUGGAAGGGACCCACAAGGAUCAUCAAGUUCAACUCCUGUCCGUGCAUAGGACAACCUUUAACAUUUGCACUGUGUGUCUGAGGGCAUUGUCUAAAUGCUUCUGGAAUACUGUCAGGCUUGGUGCUGUGACUGUUCCCUUGGGGAGCCGUUCCAGUGCUCCACCACCCUCUGAGUGAGGAACCUUUUCCUAAUAUCCAACCCAAACCUCUCCAACACAUCUUCCUGCCAUUCCCUUGGGUCCUGUCAUUGGUCAUCAGAGAGAAGAGAUCAGUGCCCACUCGUCUUCCCCUUAUGAGGAAGCUGUAGACCACAAUGAGGUCUCCCAUCAGUCUCCUCCAGGCUGGGCAGACCAAGCAAAUUUAGCCGCUUCUCAUACAGCUUUCUUUCUAAACCCUCUACAUGAAGGCAGGUUAGGGAAAGCAAUCAUAGACAAUGUGAAGAUGGCAUAUAACAUUAUGUUUUAGUAUUUAGAAGGUCUAGUUUAUCCCUUCAUGUGAUACAAAAUGCAGGGUAAAUUAGUCAAGUUGGCAGGCAACAAACCCGCAUUGAUAAAUAUGUACAGUAUGCACUAUAAAAACAGGAGAAAUCACAAUGUUCACAAGGCUAAAAGAUUGACGAGUUACCAAAAAUAGGUUAUAUUAAUUUUUCCAUUUUUUGUUUUUGUAUGUGUGAAAGGGAAAAUCCACAUAUUUACUGUUAAAGAUUUUAAAAUGCCUCCAAUUAAAAAAAAAAAACAAACAAAAGCAGAGCAAAACCUACCACCCCGCUCCCAAAAACCCAACCCCAAAACCCAACCAACAACAAUCCUACAGCCUUUCUCAUUACCUUUUGUGAGAUGCCAACAUUGCUC
Molecule: messenger RNA, 7875 nt
Organism: Cuculus canorus (common cuckoo)
Lineage: Eukaryota; Metazoa; Chordata; Aves; Cuculiformes; Cuculidae
Gene: METTL8
Product: methyltransferase 8, methylcytidine
Exons: 10
Coding region: 368-1636 (422 amino acids)
Molecular function (GO): tRNA (cytidine-N3)-methyltransferase activity
Source: RefSeq, a predicted model, not a curated record